Corythoichthys intestinalis (scribbled pipefish) is the source of this 2841-nucleotide messenger RNA. RefSeq names its product cerebellin-1-like. Lineage: Eukaryota; Metazoa; Chordata; Actinopteri; Syngnathiformes; Syngnathidae. The record is from RefSeq and is a predicted model, not a curated record. The coding region runs from base 124 to 1653 and encodes 509 amino acids. The transcript has 9 exons. Gene Ontology annotation, biological process: maintenance of synapse structure. Gene Ontology annotation, cellular component: synaptic cleft; glutamatergic synapse. Gene Ontology annotation, molecular function: protein binding; zinc ion binding.
GUGAAUCCAUAGGGAUUAACCCCCGGUCAGCAGAGUUCGCACCUCUAGCAGAUUGAUGGCCACUGACUGCGAACGCCCGCACACCUACGGUACACCUUAGGCACUUUAGAACAUCAUCUCGCAAUGGCAUCCGCAACGGAAGAGCUGACCUGCUCUGUUUGCAGAGAUAACUUCAGCCAAUCCCACCCUCUACCCUGCGGCCACAGUUUUUGUCCUGACUGUAUCCGCGAGGCCUGGAGUGCCCCCGGUGAGGGCAAAGGUCAUUUUACGUGCCCCCAGUGCGUGGAAGAGCAUGGCGAGGUACUGUGUGACUGCUGUUCGCCAGAAGCGGACGAAGGGCUGGUGCACUUGGCUGUCAAAACGUGCCUGAGAUGCGAAGUGUCGCUGUGUGCGGAACACCUCCGCCACCACCUGGAAAGACCUGCAUUUAGCACCCAUUUGUUGGUGAAUCCACUGGGGGACCUGUCUCAGCGAAAGUGCCCUACACACACAGAGCUACUGCGGUACUACUGUGCCGAUGAGAGAGUAUACGUUUGCUCUGACUGCCUGCUGGAGGGAAGCCACAUUCAACAUAAAGUCAAGGGGCUGACACAAGUGGAAAAUGACCUAAAGGUGAUUCUCCAGACGCUGCUGGAACAGUCAGAGGAGAAAGUAAACAAAGGAGAGCAAAUCCUUGAAGAGUAUGCCAACAUCGAUUCCACCAUUGCAGACUGUCUGAUGGAGGAAAAUACCCAAGUAGAACGCUUGGGCUCAGACUUGCAGGUCCAAGUGGAGAAACUAGUUUUGGGUCUAACUGAGAUAACUAAGAAGGACAGACAAGGAAUUAUUGAGCGCGUUCAUGAAGACUGUUCCAAAGUGAGAGAAGACAUGAGCCAGACAAUGAGCAUCCAGCACUACUUGACCUCGCUAUUAGCAGAGACCGACCCCUUCCUGCUCAUCUGGGCCUUUCAGUCUGAUGACACAAAGUUACUAACGGACCUUAGCAGUCCCCUCUAUACACCAGAGCCUGUCAGUUUGGACAGAAAGCACAUUUUGGAGGACAUAGAGGGCAAGUAUCGAGAGUUUAUCACUGCCACCCUCCGCUGUCUCAGUGAACUCAAGAGGGAGCUCUUGACCUGUCCUCUGACUCUGGACACCAACACAUCUCAUCCUCUUCUGAGCAUCUCUGAUGACCUGCGAUUAGUCACAAGGGUUAAAACACGCCUGCCAUACGCUGCUCACCCGGAACGUUUUGACCACUGGCCACAAGUCCUCACAGUUCAGAGUUUCUCGACUGGGACUCAUUACUGGGAGCUAGAAGCUGAAGGAUUCUGGGAUAUCGCCAUAUGCUAUCGGAGUAUUGGACGGAAGGGAAAGGACGGCAAUUCGUUUGGCAACAAUAUGUUCUCAUGGAGUUUGACGCAGCAGCAUGACAGGAAACUGGCAGCUUGGCAUGACCGCAAGAAAACACGUCUCACAUACAAAAUGACUGACAAACGAGUUGCCGUCGCUGUGGACUAUAGCGCCGGUACCAUCACUUUCUCAGAAGUGGGACCGUCGAACAACUUAACUCACAUCCACACUUUCUGGACCACUUUUACUGAACCAGUGUCCUUGGGUUUUGGACUUUAUAAAUCAGAGCUGAACAGCAACAUUUCUAUUGCAAAGGUCUGAAGGGAACCAGUGGCACAUAGAAUGCUAGUUUAUAAUGCUGAUGGGUAGGCUAUAGUUGAACUAUUGUCACAUGCUAGUGUGAAGUUUUGUGGAAUGUGCAGGAUAUUUUAUUUUGGACCUCACAUCACCAGUCAUCAGAAGUGGGUUAAAAACAAAAACAAACAAACAAAAAAAAAAACCAUACUGUUGUACCGGAGAUAUGAUCAUUUUGAUUUCAUGGUAGGAAAUAUGUUUUCUACACUAAAGGGCAUGCAUGCUCUUUGGACAAGUGAUGUUUCGUUUCUGUAUUUUUUCCUAGUCGAAAUUAGAUGAUUUUUGUGUGUUUUUUUUUUUUUUGCAUGAAAUAGUCAUUUUAUAGGUUAUGGUACAGUAUAAUAUUAACAGUUGAAAUAGAUGACGUUGGGCUGAGAAAAAAAUAUACGCUUGUUUAAGAAAAAAAUCGCCCAUUACUUGAGUAUUCUUUUCACCAAAAACUUUUUUACUCGCACUUGGGUAAUUUUUUUUUUUUUUUUUGGAAUGCUACAUUUACUUUUAGGGUAUUUUUUUGGAAUGCUACAUUUACUUUUGUAACAUUAUAUAGAAGUAACAUUCCUCUUAGUUGAAUCAUUUUUUGGCUCCUCUACCCACCUCUGUAUGUAUUAUAUAUAUUUGAUUCACUUGGCAACUCAAGGCCUUCCCUUAAAAUAGCUUAGAAGCUCAAUUACUUUAUUAUAUUUUCUAUAAAUUUCACUGUGGUGGUGGGUGGAAGUAGCAUCAAAAAUGAGAGAGGCGGAGGUAAAGAGGAGGUGGCAAAGCGAGAUAGAGAGGGAGAACAAAAAGAGUGAUGAUCACAUAGCUAUCUUUGCUCUGAUCUGACUGACUUGUGUGGAAUUACGUGAGUGAAGAGGACGAAACGAUACAUGUGCCUAUUUGCUUGGAGUAUGGCAUAUAAGAUUUUUCAAAGCGAUACAGAUACUUCAACUGCCUUGUCAUUUUUUUGCUGAGGAAGUCAACUUGAGGAGGCCAGAGGUCUAUUUGUCAGGUUCCACUGAGGCCUUCUGACACCAUCAAUGAGCCUUUUGGGACUUGGCCAGGCAUAGAAGAAACUUUAAAUAUAGCGAGGAAUGAACAACUCUGAACAGUGACGGAUACACCAUUCUUUUAACCAUAGGAAAAUCAACAAUAACUGGGAAACCAUAAAAGAAAAAG